Penicillium subrubescens is the source of this 663-nucleotide messenger RNA. RefSeq lists its product as uncharacterized. The record is from RefSeq and is a predicted model, not a curated record. Lineage: Eukaryota; Fungi; Ascomycota; Eurotiomycetes; Eurotiales; Aspergillaceae. Bases 1 to 663 code for a protein of 220 amino acids. The transcript is spliced from 2 exons.
AUGUCCCCAACACGGGCAGCACCAAAUAUGAUGCCCGACUACGAGAUUCGGCACCUGCUCAACCCAACUGCAAUGCUCAGCCCUGAACAUGAGAUCGAAAACGAGGAUAACUUCGAGCUGACGUAUAAGAAGCGGUAUGCCGUCACAGGCGGCGACAUUGAAGCUGCUCUCAUUGCGGCUAACAACGAUGGCUUCAACGCUGGCAACGCAAAAUACGAGGCGCAAGUCGAAUGGGGUUACCAGCAGCAGACACUUUCUGUUAGCCGCAAAAAAACGGCAGCGGACUCUGGGAAAAGCGGAAUGGACCUGCCAGGAACAAGCAACUCCCGUAAAAUGCUGAUCGAUAAUGCGCCGAACAAGUUCGAUAAUUGGAGGCCCAACAAAUGGGGCACUGACACAUUAGCAGUAUCGCGCAUCUUUGGCCCGGUCCUCGUGAGGCGCUCUGUUGGCUCGUGGAACGAGAUGCCUCUAUAUCUGGAGAUCUGGCCCCUCUUGAACCUCCAGGGUACGGGGAUUGAGUACAUUGUUGAAGCUUCUUUCAAAACAAAGAGCCACAAGACAGCCUUAAUCGAGCAGACCAACUUAACUGCUUACUUGCAGAGCAAGGGUUGGUUUCUCGCACGGGGCUCACUAAAGCCAUCGCUUAUUAUGGAGCGCUACUGA